AUGUCUACCUCCAUGAAAACCUCUAAGAAAGCCGACCAUCUCUGUGUCCUCGUUCAUGGCCUCUGGGGCAAGCCUGAGCACCUCAAAUACGUCAGCACCACUCUAGGCGAACGAUAUCCAGAGGAUAAACUGCACAUUCUCGUGGCCAAGCGCAACGCUGGCAGCUUCACAUACGAUGGCAUCGAUACCGGUGGCGAGCGCGUGGCAGAAGAGGUGGAGAGGAAGUUGGAGGAGCUCGCUGAGGCUGGACACGACAUAACGAAGAUCAGUGUCGUCGGAUACUCACUGGGAGGCUUAAUAGCACGCUAUGCUAUUGGCCUGCUGUUCCACAGAGGCAUCUUUGAGAAGAUACAGCCUGUCAACUUCACAACGUUUGCGACACCCCACCUCGGCGUACGAACACCCCUCAAAGGCUACCACAGCCACAUCUGGAACGUCCUGGGAGCGCGAACACUCUCUAUGAGCGGGAGACAGCUGUUCGGCGUCGACAAGUUUAGGGACACGGAUCGAUCACUUCUAGCCGUACUCGCGGAUCCCGAAAGCAUCUUCAUUCGAGGCCUCGCCCAAUUCAAGCAUCGGAGUCUAUACGCGAACGUCGUAAAUGAUCGAACGGUCACAUACUACACCGCCGGCAUCUCGCAAACCGAUCCUUUUGUCGACCCGGACGACAUCAAGAUAAACUAUAUCCCAGACUACGAAGAUGUCAUUGUCGAUGGCCAGCACCCAGUCUCGCACAAGGAGCCAGAGGAACCACCAGCGUUGUCACAACGGCUGGUACAAGGUACAUGGACAAUACUAGGAAGGACGGGCAUUGUCGCUGCCUUGACGGUCCUCGUACCGAUCGGCGUAUCAGCUUUCCUUAUCAACUCGGCAUUCCAAUCGAUCCGCAGCCAGCAACGGAUAAGACUGCAUGAGGAAGGCAGAUCGGGAAUCGACUACGCGCGCUAUCGCAUACCGCUCAUGAUAAAUGCCGUACGGCGCGAGGCCGAGGGCAUGUACGAAAACGCAAACCAUGUCCAGAGCCAAGAAUAUCUGAGCGAGAGCUACGAACACGUAGGGUCUGCUUCUCCACGCAAGGACGAGUCCAGAUCCGACGUCGACUCGAUACAGGAACAGAAAGAGAGCGCAUCUCCCACCUUCCCCACACUAGCUCUUACCCAAGAACAAUUCGGAAUGAUCGAAGCGCUGGACAACGUCGGCUUCACGAAGCAUCCAGUCUACAUUCACAACCAUCGACACUCGCAUGCAGCGAUUGUUGUACGCAUGAACAAGCCUUCUUUCAAUGAGGGUAAGGUGGUCAUCAAGCACUGGUUGGACAAUUUUGAACUAUGA
This is a messenger RNA of Alternaria viburni, 1332 nucleotides long. RefSeq lists its product as uncharacterized. The record is from RefSeq and is a predicted model, not a curated record. Bases 1 to 1332 code for a protein of 443 amino acids. NCBI's taxonomy places the organism in Eukaryota, Fungi, Ascomycota, Dothideomycetes, Pleosporales, Pleosporaceae. Gene Ontology annotation, molecular function: monoacylglycerol lipase activity. The transcript has 3 exons.